AUGAAGAUACAUUUCGGAAACCAAGAGCACCCGCAGCACGCGCAAAAUGACGACGUCGAGAGAGCAGAGCACCCGCGAGCAAUGUCGACCGCGACAUCUCACAGGAAGUCCAUUGUGAGCAUGGCUGAAUUCGAGGGAAUGGAUGAAUAUUCCGCUCUACAGAAGUACAUUCAGUACUACCGAGACCCUCGAACACUAUCAGCCAAUGACGAUACGACACCCAAGAAAAAUCCAUGGUGGGCUUUCUGGAGGAAGAAGAAUAACCCUAACCCCAAAGCUCCUGUCCCGGAUUCUAAACUCGUGCCGGAGGAGUGGCUCAAUACCGACAUUCGCCAAGGUAUUACCACUGAAGAAGCCGAGCUCCGUCGCAAACGCUCGGGAUGGAACGAGAUCUCGUCUGAGAAGGAGAACAUGUUCAAGAAGUUUCUCGGUUAUUUCAAUGGUCCCAUUCUAUGGGUUAUGGAACUUGCUGCUCUGCUUGCCGCUGGUCUUGGCGAUUGGAUCGACUUCGGAGUUAUCUGUGGUAUUCUUUUGCUCAACGCCUUCGUCGGUUGGUACCAGGAGAAACAAGCUGCCGAUGUCGUCGCUAGUCUCAAGGGUGACAUUGCCAUGAAGGCAACGGUGAUUCGUGACGGCCACCCUCAGACAAUUCUCGCUAGAGAAAUCGUACCUGGUGAUAUUAUCAUCAUUGAGGAAGGCCAAACUGUCCCUGCAGACGCUCGCUUGAUUUGUGAUUACAAUUCUCCGGAAGACUUCGCCAUCUACAACAAACUCAAGGAAGAAGAAGGCUUCUCUGAUGAAGAUGAUCCAGACGACGAGAAGGCCGACCACGAUGAUGAUGAUGACGAGGGAAGACCUAUUACCCAAGGACAUUCCCUCGUCGCUUGCGAUCAAUCUGCUAUCACUGGAGAAUCCCUCGCUGUCGAGAAGUAUAUGGGAGAAAUUGCCUACUACACUACUGGUGCCAAGCGCGGAAAGGCUUAUGCUAUCGCUGUAACAAGUGCUAAGACUUCAUUCGUUGGUCGCACCGCUUCGCUUGUCGAGGGCGCAAAAGAUCAAGGUCAUUUCAAGGCAAUCAUGAACUCGAUCGGUACGAGUCUUUUGGUUUUGGUCAUCUUCUUCAUCCUCAUCGCUUGGAUUGGAGGUUUCUUCCGUCAUCUGCGAAUUGCUGAGGCACGACCUGGCUGGGGCGAUUCCGAGACUCUGCUCCACUGGGCUUUGAUCAUGUUCAUCAUUGGUGUUCCCGUCGGUCUUCCUGUUGUCACAACCACCACUCUGGCUGUCGGUGCUGCAUACUUGGCCGAACACAAGGCCAUUGUGCAAAAGUUGACUGCUAUCGAGUCUCUUGCUGGUGUUGACGUACUUUGCUCUGACAAGACUGGUACUUUGACAGCUAACCAGUUGAGUAUCCGUGAACCUUAUGUUGCCGAGGGCCAGGACGUGAACUGGAUGAUGGCCGUUGCUGCACUCGCAUCUUCCCACAAUCUCAAGUCGCUCGACCCCAUCGACAAGAUCACGCUUCUCACCAUCAGACGUUACCCCAAGGCUCGUGACAUUCUUGCUGAGGGCUGGAGGACUGAGAAAUUCACACCCUUUGAUCCCGUCUCCAAGCGCAUCACCGCCGUCUGCCACUUGGGCCCUGAUAAGUACGUCUGCGCUAAGGGAGCACCAAAGGCAAUCCUCAACUUGACCAACUGCGAUCCCGAGACUGCCAAACUCUUCAGGGACAAGACUGCCGAAUUUGCGCGCAGAGGUUUCCGUGCCCUUGGUGUUGCUUACCAGAAGAACGAUGGCGACUGGAUUCUCCUCGGAUUGCUCUCUAUGUUUGACCCCCCUCGUGAGGAUACCGCCCAGACUAUCGUCGAGGCUCAGCAACUCGGUGUUCCCGUUAAGAUGUUGACUGGUGAUGCUAUUGCUAUUGCUAAGGAAACUUGCAAGAUGUUGGCACUCGGCACAAAGGUUUACAACUCUCAGAAGCUCAUUCAUGGUGGUCUUAGUGGUACCACUCAGCAUGAUCUUGUUGAACGCGCGGAUGGUUUUGCCGAAGUCUUCCCCGAGCACAAAUACCAAGUCGUCGAAAUGUUGCAACAGCGUGGACAUUUGACUGCUAUGACUGGUGACGGUGUCAACGACGCUCCAUCCUUGAAGAAAGCCGAUUGCGGUAUUGCUGUCGAGGGUGCUUCCGAAGCCGCUCAAGCUGCCGCCGAUAUUGUCUUCCUUGCUCCUGGUCUCAGCACCAUCGUUUUGGCCAUCAAGAUCUCCCGUCAAAUCUUCCAGCGUAUGAAGGCUUACAUCCAGUACCGUAUCGCUCUCUGCUUGCAUCUUGAGAUCUACUUGGCCCUGUCCAUGAUCAUCUUGCGAGAGACUGUCCGAGCUGAUCUCAUUGUCUUCAUCGCUCUGUUCGCUGAUCUUGCAACCGUCGCUGUGGCUUACGAUAACGCUCACUCUGAAGAACGCCCCGUCGAGUGGCAGCUUCCCAAGAUUUGGUUCAUUUCCGUUAUCCUUGGUAUAUUGCUUGCAUUGGCAACCUGGGUCGUUCGCGCCACGAUGUUCCUCCCCAACGGCGGCAUCAUCCAGAACUUCGGUUCCGUCCAGGAAGUCCUCUUCCUCGAGAUCGCUCUCACUGAGAACUGGCUCAUCUUCGUCACUCGUGGUGGCAAGACUCUUCCCUCGCUCCAACUCGUCUUUGCCAUUCUCGGUGUCGACGCCAUCGCCACGCUCUUCUGUCUCUUCGGCUGGCUCUCCGGCAGGCCUGAGAUCACCUCGCCCAACUCGUCCUGGAAGCAGCGCGAGGACGGCUGGGUUGACAUUGUCACCGUCGUCGUCAUCUGGGCCUACUCCAUCGGCGUCACCAUCAUCAUCGCCAUCGUCUACUACCUCCUCAACAAGAUCCAGUGGCUCGACGACCUAGGCCGCAAGGACCGCAGCCGCAAGGAUCCCGCCGUCGAGAACAUGAUCGCUGCUCUCAGCAAGUUGGCCCUCGAGCACGGCACUGACAAGCACGGCGUGGAGAGGUACGUCCUCGCGCCCAAGGCGGCCGAGGAGGAAGAGGAUGAGUAG
Messenger RNA from Aaosphaeria arxii CBS 175.79, 3060 nucleotides. Its product is annotated as plasma-membrane proton-e. Bases 1 to 3060 code for a protein of 1019 amino acids. The transcript is spliced from 8 exons. Gene Ontology annotation, biological process: proton export across plasma membrane; regulation of intracellular pH. Gene Ontology annotation, molecular function: ATP hydrolysis activity; ATP binding; P-type proton-exporting transporter activity. Lineage: Eukaryota; Fungi; Ascomycota; Dothideomycetes; Pleosporales. Gene Ontology annotation, cellular component: plasma membrane. The record is from RefSeq and is a predicted model, not a curated record.